AUGGCGAAAGCGAUACAACCUUCCGCUCCGGCGGAGGCGGAACCAGGGUCUUCACGACGCAAGGCGCCGGUCGAUGCGAACCGCAUCCCGGGUUCGGCCGCCUCGAUGCACGUCCAGGAACGCACGCAGCGUGCGUCGGCCUCUACGCCUGCCUCCAGUGUGGCGUCUACAUCCAAGGCAGCCGCAUCGGCGCUACAAAGCAAGGGAGCGAUAGCGGCGAUGCAGCCGUUCCUCGACUCGAGCACCACCGCUGCGUCGCCGAUCGAGCCGACCGACAUCCAGCUACUCACUACGUCGAUCCUGUCCAACCAGGAGCGCCAGCGCGUGAUCCUCUUCUACCAGGAGAAGCUCAUCCACUCGGAACCCACGCUGUCCGAGCUCAAGCAGUCGCUCCUCUUCCUGUCGUCCGCCUCGUGGGGGCAGAUUCUGGAGGAACGAAAUCUCGCCCACAAGUGCUCCUACCCGCCGUGUCCCAACAGCGCCCCGGCAGCAGCAGGACCAGGCGGAAGGGGCAAGUUUCGCAUCGACCUCAGGAGCAAGUCGGUAAAGGCAUUGGAGGACAGGGAUCUGGGAGAGCCAGGCCACACGUUUGAUGAGCUGCGCGAUCUGUUCUGCAGCCGUACGUGCUAUGCGCGCUCGGAGUGGAUCUUGCGCUGGGUGCUGUCGGAUAAAGAGAUUGGGCUGCGCGACGAGCCUGCGAAAGGGGACAGCAGAGGUACAGCGGUGUUGGGCGGCAAGUGGCAGAAGCUCACGGCGCAUCCGGGUGGGUACGAAGACUUGGAGCUGCUCGAAGAUCUGGAAGCCCAACAUGGCCUCGACCUCGACGCUCCCGACGAGGCGGCUGAGGCGUUGGAUCAUUCAGGCCCAGAUGCGGAGCCUAGUACGCCAACCGCACCCACGCGCUCGACGGGUCAUACCAUGGAGGAGGUGGACAAAGCGCUUGGUGGGCUCAACAUUAUCGAGCGUGGCAAAUCUGACGGCGCGGCACUACACACACCGAGCAAACCAGCAACCCCUGCCCCGGCUGCAUCCACUGCGACAGUCAAGACGGUUCCGUCACGUACGGCGUAUACCGUCGAUGUGCCCAACACUGUCGGCACGCGGUUCACGCCCACCUCCGCUGCUCCACCCGCGCAGGACGAGGAAGAUGAGAUGGACGCGCGCGAGCGCGAGAUGGGACGCAUCCUGCGUUUCGCCUCCCUGGCAACAGGCUCGCGCCCCCGGCCCAGGAACACCACGCUGCGAAUCGAUUUCUCCUCCUCCGCCACCUCCGCCCCACCCUCAACUGCGGACGACGAACCAAUCGAUCCACCCGACGACCCCAGCAAGGCAGCAGAACGUGCUGAAAUCGCACGAAUCAUGGACCAAGCCCUCGCUGUGCGCCACGACCAGCGCCAACAGGGGCUCCUAGACUGA
Moesziomyces aphidis is the source of this 1416-nucleotide messenger RNA. The record is from the annotation of a GenBank genome assembly. Lineage: Eukaryota; Fungi; Basidiomycota; Ustilaginomycetes; Ustilaginales; Ustilaginaceae.